AUGUCGGCCGUGAACAAGGAGCCAGAGUCUACUAUGUCGAACGAUUCGGUAACUUCAGAUAUAACCCAAACAAGUUUGAAGUCGAACCUUAAUCGUUUGUCAGUUGAAGCAUUAAGAUUUGUUUGUCGUGGAAUGGGUCUGUCGGAAAUGGGCCAAAAACAGAAGAUCGUGUCCAGGUUAUUAAAAGAAAGUCGUAACCGUUUGGGCCCAGAAGAGUCUGUUGAGGAUGCAGGUGUGACCGGUGAUAGGGCACAACGUCCAGUUAUGGGUGAAAAUUCACUAGGUGCUUACGGCAAACAAGGCUUAAUGGGUCAAGAUUUUUCACCAAAUGACAUUGAACGAAGGAGUGUUUGGACCAAGCGUGAGUUGACUAAGCAGCGUAACCAGUGUGAAUACAAUGAGUGGUGUAGAGCAGGAGUGUUAAUGGAUAAGGCAUUAGCCUUGGGCGACAUAAACUACAUUCGUAUGGCAAGGCAGGUCGCUAUGGAAAAGGCCUAUGUCAUAAGG
Messenger RNA from Racocetra persica, 507 nucleotides. NCBI's taxonomy places the organism in Eukaryota, Fungi, Glomeromycota, Glomeromycetes, Diversisporales, Gigasporaceae. The record is from the annotation of a GenBank genome assembly.